This is a messenger RNA of Frieseomelitta varia, 842 nucleotides long. RefSeq lists its product as uncharacterized. The coding region runs from base 241 to 615 and encodes 124 amino acids. Lineage: Eukaryota; Metazoa; Arthropoda; Insecta; Hymenoptera; Apidae. The transcript has 3 exons. The record is from RefSeq and is a predicted model, not a curated record.
GCCAAGCAGAUCAGUCUGCGCGAGUCUUUCGAGUAGUGAACGUCGUGUUCUCUAACGCUUCUUCGAAUGCGUUCACUGUUCUACGUACUGAAACCAUCUUUUUCUUACGGACCUUUUGUUCAAUCCCACCCGCAUAGUUAUCAAGAGAAGAGAAUUUAUCAAACUCUUGUUUAACUUUUAUUUAAUAGAGAAGACCUAUCAAGGAAAAUUGCUCAUACAGAAGAAACUUCCCGAGCACAGAUGGUCAGAGACAGAGGACUCUUUAUUUCAGGGUCGUUGCCUGAUAUCGCAGUGACGAUGGCAUCGGGCAGAGAAAUUUACGCUGCAUUCAGCCUAAUCGUGGAUGACGUCGAUUCUGAUUCGAUAUCGAGCGAAAACUCAGAUGGUUUGUCAGACGAAACCAGCUCUCAGAAUUCAUCGUCACAAACCCCGUUGGACAGUCCAGGCGGGCCUAGGGAGAAGAUUAAACAGAUGCAAGUGGAAGCGGAAACCAGAAGAGGAGAAUUCGCGAGGCUACUCGAAGAACAUGCUCAAGUAGUGAGAAAGUUAAAGAUGAUGGAGGCCGAGGAGCAACUUUCAGCAACCGGAAACGUAGUGGGAGCUACGCACGCGUGAUUCUAUCGUUGAUCGCGUAAAGUAGAAUUGGGGACCACCGCGCCUUUGCGAUGCGCGCCGAUUCUUUUGAGUGCGAUGGCGAAUUGAAAAUUUUCCGAAAAGUGUUGCGAGUUUCAAAAUACAUUUGUGCGAUACAAAUAAUACCACGAUUCAAUAGGAAAUAGAACGAUGUUAAAAUGUAAGAGAAAACUAUUUUUUAAACAAUGCAUAUUUCUAUGGUCUGAAAA